This is a messenger RNA of Diospyros lotus (date-plum), 2118 nucleotides long. Its product is annotated as protein root UVB sensitive 4. The coding region runs from base 260 to 1819 and encodes 519 amino acids. Lineage: Eukaryota; Viridiplantae; Streptophyta; Magnoliopsida; Ericales; Ebenaceae. The record is from RefSeq and is a predicted model, not a curated record. The transcript is spliced from 10 exons.
CUGUUUACUCCCAAAGGGCCCACCGGACCAUCCCCGUCCGGCCGAAGACAGUACCAUCUUAAAACCCUAGGAUUUCAAAACGGCCGAAAUUCCGCGAAAAGAAGGAAACAAAUCAAUACGAUUGGGAGUGGCGGUUCUGUUCUUCAUCUCUGCCCUCUCAUCCCUUCAUCUAUACGAAAACACAUACAUUUAUACACACAAAGCAUUUACAUAUGUACUUGUAUAUACAUCUUUCAGUAGCUUAGAUAUCGAUUCUCUAAUGCAAUCCACCUUGUAUAUUGCUUCCACUUCUCCACCAUACUUUCAAUUCCUGCGGAAACCGAGCGAAGCUUUUUGUUCCGCCAAAUCCAGAACCUCUCUUAAACCCUCUACUCUCUCAAACUCGUUCAAGACCUCGUUCUACUGCGAACUCGAAGAUGAAUGGAUCGAAAAACCAGAUGAACAUGAACCCGCCUCGCCGGCUCCCCUUCCGGUUGUAAUUCGUCGGUCCGGUAGCGUAUCUCGGUACCACUGGGACGGGGGUGAGUUGAAGUUGGUUUCUGUGGAUGGAAAUUCUCUUUCUUUGUCGUCCUUCUGUUUGGAUUUCGAAGAUGGGUUCCGAAGAUUGUUCAGGCUCUGUAGUUCGGGUGUGAGGAACUUUUUUCUUCCCCGAGAGGUUACUUGGAAUUACCUAGAGUAUGUGAAAUGGAAGUUCUUUCACAGGGUCUUCAGCUCUGCUCUGCAGGUUCUUGCCACCCAGGCAAUGUUUCGAGCAAUUGGAAUUGGAUACUCUCAUUCACUUCCGUCAGCUGCUGCCCUGAACUGGGUUUUGAAAGAUGGACUUGGAAGGCUCAGCAGGUGCAUCUACACUGCUAGCCUAGCAUCUGCUUUUGAUACUAACUUGAAGAGAGUUAGGUUUUCAACAUCCGUGCUAUUCAGUUUGAGCAUUGGGGUUGAGUUGCUGACUCCCGCAUUUCCUCAGUAUUUCCUGCUUCUUGCAUCUGUAGCCAACAUCGCCAAACAAAUUAGUCUAGCAUGUUAUCUAGCAACUGGUACUGCUGUCCAUCGAAGCUUUGCAGUAGCAGAUAACCUUGGUGAAGUUUCUGCAAAGUCUCAGAUUCAAACAGUGUGCUUCGAUAACCUUGGUCUCAUGCUUGCUGCAGCUUUGAAUAUUCUGUUAAGAAAUCAUGAAAGGUUGCAAGCAGGUUUGCCCUUUAUUGUGUACCCUAUCUUCUCGGCAGUUGACCUCAUUGGAAUUUAUCAAGGGUUGAAGCAUGUUCAUCUGCAAACAUUAACUAAGGAUAGGCUAGAGAUUAUAAUAAAUACAUGGAUUCAGAGGGAUUAUGUCCCCUCUCCUGCAGAUGUGAGCAAAGAGGAAGGUAUUGAUUUCCUGUGGAUAAAAGGCAGAGGAUCAUGGCCCAUAAGGAUUGGUUGCUUAAAUCCAAAAAGUCAAUUGCCAAGGUUGUCAAUGAUGACUAUGAGAUCUUUGAAUAACAAGGACUUCUAUUUCAUAUGUUUGGAGACCUUUGGCAGUGUAUUGGCAGGAACUCAACGACAAGGUCUUGUUCUUUGUUUGCGGGAGGGGGCUGGUACUGCAGAUGUCAUCAUGGGUCUCUUGCAGGCAUGCCAUAUUCGCAGAUCUAACUUAUGUAACAGGUGUAAAUGGGAGAUUGCUGAUUCUGAUCCGCGGCAUUGGCUUGAAUUGAUUGAAUGUAGCAAGCGAUGUGCAGAGCAGGAUUUUGACAUGUUAAACGAGCAGAUCUUGGCGUCAGGGUGGGCUUGUAAAAAUAUUUUAUUGAGCACACAGGAGCAAGUUCGAUAUACUUUGGUAGAUGACUGAUACAAGUACAUAAGAGAGUUUUUUUUUUUUCCUUCUUCUUCUAUGGGCGUGGUGAAUGAAAUCAAUGUGACCAUGUUCAAUGGAAGACUGGAUAAGAGCUUUGAUUCUUAAAGAAGAGUAAGACAAUACAUACUGAUGUUAUAUGAACAGAGCCUCAGCUCAAUUACAGAAAUUUACUUGAAAGUAUCCUCAAAGAAGAGAGAGAUUUGUUGAACAUGUAAAAAAAGUGUUGCCAAAUUCUGGAUGCACCAAUUAUAUGAAUAACAGCAGCUAAAUAUGGCUAUCGUUUUGCCAGAAUA